Molecule: messenger RNA, 1690 nt
Organism: Vollenhovia emeryi
Lineage: Eukaryota; Metazoa; Arthropoda; Insecta; Hymenoptera; Formicidae
Product: mushroom body large-type Kenyon cell-specific protein 1-like
Exons: 2
Coding region: 5-508 (167 amino acids)
Source: RefSeq, a predicted model, not a curated record
GUGAAUGCACGGCGGCCGCGGUGUGUGCCAGUGGUGUGCGCGCUCGUCGCCCGUGGAAACCCGCCAAAACCCGCGGCCGCGAACAACCACCGCCAUCGACAACGUCGUCAUCCCCAGCGUCGCUGCGGUCAACAGUAGCAACAGCGGCAACAACAAAAACAACGAUAUCGACUACGUCGGCGGGAGGAGGGUCCUCGCGAGCGACGGCGAGGACGAGGACGCGAGUGCCAGAGAGGAAGGUCGUCGCGCUCGUGUGACAGCGACGGGGCAGGGGCAACGGCGGCGGCGACAACGACAACGGCGGCAGCAGCAGCAGCGACGACAACAGCAGCAGCAGCAGCAGCGACAGCAUCAGCAGCAGCAGCGACGACGACCGCCCAGCUCGCGCGCUGUCGUUGGCGACAGCGGCGUCGGCGGCUGCGUUCUGUUAUUAUUUUGCCGCGGUGCUUUUGACCCUUCGUGCCGGGCGAGUUCAUUGCGGCGCUGUCGCGGGGGUGUCAGCCGGUAGUACGUCCACACCGCGUAUCCUCCCCCCCUUCUCCUCCUCCUCCUCCUCCUCCUCCGUCCGUCUGGCGGCAGCAGCGCCGGCGUCGACGGAACGGGCCGCCUCGUGAUCGCGAGCGCGGAGGAUCGGGGCGCGUCCCUAAGGCCCCGCGCGGGCCAUCGCGAGAAGGCGAGAAGAAGCACCGGCGGCCGCCGGGGAAGAGAAACGCUCUCCGCCCGCGCGCGCGCGCCCGCGUCCGCGACAAUACCACGUGAUAGUCGCGUCGCGACGGCGGGACGAGCGAACGGCCGGCGGUAAGUCAGUCAGUAGUCCGCGAGGCCGCGUGGCGUCACGCGGUGACGCCGAUGACCAUAACCUGAGAGCGCGGCGCGGCGCACCACCAGGAUCUCCGGCUCUUUGGCGCGCGCCAGCACGAAAACAAACGGGGGGAGGGGGCCGCUCUCUCCGGGAUUAAUAUACCGCCUCGCCACCUGAUCCGGUGGCGCGCGAGCGUCCCUGUUUGGGAGCGCACGGGACUCGCGUCAGCCGCCUCUCGCUCCAACGGCGGCAAGGAGGAAGGAAGGUGCGUGCGUGCCCGCGCGACCCUUUGACGCGCGCGCGAGCGAGUGUGAGUCACGAUCGUCGUCGUCGUCGUCGUCGGUCCACCGCGCUUCUUCCUCGCGCGACGAGGACAGAGUGGCAAGAGGGUAGAGGCGCGCCGGCGGAUACGCGGCGAGUUUCACGGCCGCGACCCGAUUGCGAUCGGCGAAGGGAAAGGCGCGCGCGCGCGACGAGGCCGAGGAUAUACGGUCGCCGCGCGUGUGUGUCAACGUGUGUGCUCCGUUCUGUUCUCUUGGUGUGCGUGUACGUGCGCGUGGUGUGCGGUGCCGCUCGUUAUGCUCGCGGUGACAGCCCGACGAUAAGUCGCCAACGGUGGGCUCCUCGCUCCUGCGUUUUCCGAUCCCCCCCCCCCCGCCGCGAGUGCUCCGCCGUUUCCUUCGCGCGGAAAGUCCGAGUACCCGAGGAGCUCUCGUCUCUUCUCUUCGCCUGCCCCCGCCUCCCGCCAUCGCCGCUACCAGCGCGCUGUCACCAACGUCGCCCGCUAUCUACACCGUCGCGCUCCCCCACCCGCGCGAUCUGUCCGGCCGCUCCGUCGGUGAAGUGCGCGACCGUUGAGGAGCAGUGAAAACGUAACCCCGUGUGCCG